Peniophora sp. CBMAI 1063 is the source of this 1434-nucleotide messenger RNA. NCBI's taxonomy places the organism in Eukaryota, Fungi, Basidiomycota, Agaricomycetes, Russulales, Peniophoraceae. The record is from the annotation of a GenBank genome assembly.
AUGGGCAAAGGCAACAAGCACGUUCUCAAACCGCCAAAAAUCAAGAACAAGAGCUACUACACGCCCACGAAGGACGAGACGUUCGUAGUGAUCAUUAACCCUCCGAGGGAAGAGCUACCGGACGGACGAGUGGUACUCAAUGUCAAACAUAUACAAACAUGGUUAUCUGCCAUUGCUCAAAGACCGAACGGUGUGGCGAACGAGAUGUACGUUAUCAAGACUCACGAAGAACCCAUCGUAAGACUGGAGAACGUAGAUCUCAAGGCUAUGCCAAUACUCGGACUGCACCGCUGGCGCGAGUUCAUCCGGGACUUGACACCAAAGAGUCCGUUAUGGAACGAGCAGACCGUGAUAGCGGAGUACGACGUCAAGCGCUUCAAUCACCCUAAGAAUAUCCAGUAUCAAAUUAUUGACCUCGCCGAUCCCGAUCUUAAUAUGUACGCGGGCGUGAUACAGCCUUAUCCGCAUCCGCACCCUGUCGAUCUUUCACGGAACGACUUGGGACUCCGCGUCUCUUCAAGAGCUAUGCAGAUAGUCGAUUCGCAGAGCCUACUCAGGAUACCUUCAGGACCAGAUCGACAGAACGGAGACGCCCCCAAAGCGGAACAAGAUCCCAGAAUCACCCAAGACUUCGACGGCAUAGAUCAGGAUGUCAAGGCCUAUAUCAAGUCCGAGGCGAGGGCCGCCGAUCUACGACCCAACCAAGUCUUUGACGACAUAGAUCAAGACAUAAAGUUUGCCCUCAAAAUAGAGGCGAGGGAGGACGCCCGCCGUGACCGCCGCGGUGAGGUUCAGUUUGAUGGCAUUGACGACACGAUCAGGGAGUACGAGGAAUACGAGAGAUCUCGUGCUACCGCGUCUGGCCAGGUUGUACCUGUGCAGGUGACGCGGGAGGCUACAUCUCUCAAACAGGAGGACGCGCCGGUUAAUCAAGAAGAUGUACCCGUCAAGCAGGAGGCCGUUUCAGUCAAGCAGGAAGGCAUUCCACCAAGCGGCGAUGACCCUCGACUUCACCAAGUCUUUGACGGUAUAGAGCAGGAGGUGAAAGCCUUCCAGGCUGCGAACACUUCUGUUUUUGAUAGCUCUCCUGCUGUCCAUUCGACACCACAGGCAGAGUCGAUCGAGGAUGUAAAGCCGUUCGCACCUCGCGAUCUUAAUGUCCACUCCAAUGACUCUUCAGUCCGAGUGAAAGAAGAGGCAGAUACGAGGACUUUCUCGCCGUCGCCCACUGGACUACAACCAAAGGCGGGCCCAGAUGCGCAUUUCGCAAAGCAGGAGGAUCACACACGCUCAACUGGGCUUAGCGGGGCGGGAAAUCAUGGUAGAGGGACCUUCCCUCCGCCCAGUGGAUUUCCCAGGAUCGGUGUUGCGGUCAAACGAGAGCGAGAUGUAGAUGACAUACAAGCGUCUAAGCGGUUCAAGGCAGAAUAUUAA